AUGUGGGGUAUUACGCUUCCACCCUCUACUCCCGUGGUAUACUCCAUCUUCGGCAUCCAGCGCCCUCCGGGGAAGGACGACAGUGAGCAAGAGCUGCUCAUUCAACGUUUCACCAAACUCCUUACCGACCAUCCCCGCCACAUCGAGACCUUGGAGCAAGACACUCCCGUCCCAACGCGCAUCUGGCUCACGUACUGGCAGUCCCAGGCAGAUUUCCAGAAGUGGUGGACCAGUGGUCCCGUCUCAACCUUCUGGGACUCCCUCCCCGACGACGCCGGCGUAUACCGCGAGAUCCUCACCGUACCUCCGGGCCUCACCCAGCAUGGAACAAACAGUGGCGAUCGUCUCUCGGGAGGUAUCUCGCAUCUUGGAGAGUUCGAGUCGAUUCUGGAUAAAUCGGGAUAUUGGGGUUGUUAUUAUGAUCGCAUGGCGGAUGUCACAAAGGAGAAUAGGUUCCCUUCUCCAGUGACGAAGAAGCCAAACCGAGUCUCCUCUCCUCUAACGUCCAUUCGGAGAGGAAGGGCCACGCUUCCCACCUUACCAGAUAAUAUUAUUUUCGUCGUCGAGGGCCAGGAUCACAGCUAUAUCUCGCCGGAAGAAAAGAGCCACUGGAUGGAUCAUUUUGAUAAACCUGUCGAGGACUGGAUUGGGGACCUUGUUGCGGCCGGACCGGAGAAAGGCAUCCUCGAUGCACGGGUUUGCUAUGACCCUAGCAGUGGAAUAUACCGUGCGGCAGACGCAGAGCCCCAAGCGUUGAACUUUAACCGCAAGGCGCAGCUGUUCUAUUUCCUGGAUAUGGAGGCCAUGGAGCGGAUUGGGAGGCAGAAUGCAGGCCAUGUCAAGCUCAGAAGGAAGUUCAUGCAAGACUAUGGACCCGGAGGGGUGGCCCAGGAGCUGUCGCCAGCGCUUUGCCUUUGGGUAGAGGCGAGUAUCUUGAAAGGACACGAUGUGGAGUGUGAGUAUGUGGGAUGCGUGGAGGGAACGGGACUGAUGGGGUUGAAUUGGGAAUCGGAUUAA
Messenger RNA from Aspergillus calidoustus, 1017 nucleotides. Lineage: Eukaryota; Fungi; Ascomycota; Eurotiomycetes; Eurotiales; Aspergillaceae. The record is from the annotation of a GenBank genome assembly.